This is a messenger RNA of Juglans microcarpa x Juglans regia, 1515 nucleotides long. RefSeq names its product MLO-like protein 6. Gene Ontology annotation, biological process: defense response. The transcript has 13 exons. The coding region runs from base 88 to 1359 and encodes 423 amino acids. The record is from RefSeq and is a predicted model, not a curated record. NCBI's taxonomy places the organism in Eukaryota, Viridiplantae, Streptophyta, Magnoliopsida, Fagales, Juglandaceae. Gene Ontology annotation, cellular component: membrane.
UAUCCUUUUGUUCUUCAUUUCCUCUGCUUACAGUGAGUAGCAUUUUCCCUUAAAAGAAUAGAAAUCGAAGCAAAUAAUAUAAUAUAAAUGGCAGGAGGAGGAGCCAAGGGGGAGCGAUCUCUGGAAGAAACGCCAACUUGGGCAGUGGCAGUUGUGUGUUUUGUGCUGGUUGUAGUUUCUAUCCUCAUUGAAUAUGUCAUUCACUUACUUGCAAAGUUGUUGACAAAGAGAAACAAGCGAGCUCUUUACGAAGCACUUGAGAAGAUAAAAUCAGAGCUUAUGCUGUUGGGAUUCAUAUCCUUGCUGCUGACGGUAGGGCAAGGACCCAUUUCGAAUAUAUGUAUAUCAAAGGCUGUCGGGGCAACAUGGCAUCCAUGCAACAAAGAGGAAGAGAGAGAAUCAUACAAGAAGGAAAAUAACAGUAGUAAUUCUGAUGACAAUAAAGGCCACAGAAGACUUCUAAGUAUUUCAGAUUUAGGUAGUAGUAGUAGUACUAGUAUUCGACGUGCUUUGGCCGCUGCAGGAUACUAUGACAAAUGCGCAGAGAAGGAUAAAGUUGCGUUGGUGUCGGCCGAUGGCAUUCACCAACUCCAUAUCUUCAUCUUUGUGCUUGCAGUCUUCCAUGUGCUUUAUUGUAUAACCACUCUAGCUUUCGGCAGAGCAAAGAUGAGUAAGUGGAAGAAGUGGGAAAUGGAAACAAGAACAGUCGACUACCAAUUCUCACAUGACCCAGAGAGAUUUAGACUUGCCAGAGAUACAUCCUUUGGACGAAGGCACUUGAGCUUCUGGAGUCGCUCAUCCGUUCUCCUAUGGAUAGUUUGUUUCUUCAGACAGUUCCUCAGAUCAGUGCCCAAGGUCGAUUACUUGACCCUGCGCCAUGGAUUCAUUACUGCACAUCUGGCACCUCAGAGUCAAACAAAGUUCAAUUUCCAAAAAUACAUCAAAAGAUCGCUUGAAGAGGAUUUCAAAGUUGUUGUUGGGAUCAGCCCAACAAUCUGGCUUUUUGCAGUAGUGUUUCUAUUAUUUAAUACUCAUGGCUGGUAUUCCUAUCUAUGGUUGCCCUUCCUCCCACUGUUUAUAAUUCUAUUGGUGGGGACAAAGCUACAGGUCAUCAUAACCAAGAUGGGUCUGAGAAUUCAAGACAGAGGAGAGGUAGUCAAAGGAAACCCAGUGGUACAACCUGGGGAUGAUCUUUUCUGGUUCAAUCGCCCUCGCCUCAUUCUUUAUCUUAUCCACUUUGUUCUCUUUCAGAAUGCCUUUCAGCUGGCCUUCUUUGCCUGGACUUGGUAUGAAUUUGGCAUAAAGUCUUGCUUCCAUGACAAGAUGGAAGAUUUCAUAAUCAGAAUAUCUAUGGGGUGAGUGAUCAGUUUCCUAACCACAUGAUUGUGUGCAAAUGACAUGCGUGCUAUAGGCCGGGUGAUUAACUAAUGCCAGUAAUAUUUACCAUUUGAGCAGGGUGCUCAUACAGAUACUAUGCAGCUAUGUCACUCUUCCUCUAUAUGCCUUGGUAACACA